CCAGUUCCCAGAGUGCUCCGCCUGUUGGAGAUCUGGAUUCCCGAGUUUCCGCUGCGAGUACAAUCCGGGAUUGACACAUCAUCAGGUCCAGAAUGUGAGCGGCGCAGCCCAGUGCAGGGAGGGAUCCCGGUCAGACACUGAUCCGCUUUCAAUUACACAGGGAAGGACAAGCCUGGAGCGAAAUAUCGCAGAAAGCCUGGACCAGAUAUAUGUCUCCAACUGGCUAAUUCCUGACUAAGCUCCAGACCACAGACGCAAAAUAAAAGCUACUCCCUGAGAGCAGGAAGCUGUGUUCUAACGACGAGAGACAGAAGCAGAGAGAUGGGAGACGCACUGAAACACGUUGACUCUGAUGUGACUUUGAGCUUCAUGAGGAGGUUGUGGCGCUCACUGGAGGCUAUCGCUGCCUGAGGGUUUAUUUUUACAGUCUGUAUUAAACUGGAGAACUGUGUGCUUCUCUGUGCAGACAGCUGCUUUCCAUCAGAGAUGCCUUAAAAGGACACCCGUGGCUGGGAGGUGGAGGGACAGACCUCGCUUUGUCAAAUGGCUUCCGUGGAAUUGGUUUACCUGGGCGAAGGCAACAGCCAACCGUGUGCAUGGAAAGAACUGGAGUGGGGAUUGCACGCGUCGUUCCCGUGCCUCUCCGGUUCAGCACCAGGGACAGCUCCAUACGAGUGCUACAGCUACAAACACGGGCAGCAGCACCACCCGGCCGGCAAGGACAUCAAGGUGUGCUGCUGCGACCAGCAACUUGAAACAUCUUUCACUUAUGUGGACGAAAAUGUCAACUUGCAACGUGCAAGUCCGACUCUGUCCGACAAAAGCUACCCCAUGCAGUCCUACCACGGCUCUUCCAGCGACAUCAGAGCUAUCCCCGACGGUUUGCAGGAACUCUCGACAGAGUCUGAUGAUGACAGCUCGUCCGAGAGCUCGGACACAUCCGUGGACUAUGGCUUUAUCAGCGCCCUGCUCUUCCUGUUCAGUGGGAUCACGCUGGUCAUCAUAUCCUACGUGAUCCCCCGCGACGUGACUGUGAAUCCAGACAGUGUUUCAGCCCGGGAGAUGGAGAACCUUCAAAAGGAGAGCGCCCGGAUCGGGGCUCACCUGGACCGGUGUGUCAUCGCGGGACUUGGCCUUUUGACCCUGGGGGGAAUCCUCCUCUCCACUUUGUUAAUGAUAUCAAUUUGCAAAGGUGAACUAUAUCAAAGGCAGAGGUUCGCAGCUGUGGGAAGAUCGGGAAAACUCUAUGGGUCUUUUAGCUUUCGCCUGAAAUCUCCAGGUCCCAACAGUUCCAUCCAGCGGUUUCCAAUGGAUGGAGAGGACACUAUGACCAUUGAUUAAUGGCGCUGUACGUUGUAAACUUGAAAAGUGUUUACCUUGUUCAUCACACAGGUUAAUGUUCUCAAAUUGUCCAGCGUGAAAUAGUCCACAGCAUCCCAUUCCCCGCAACGUCUCAUGCAACACUGACCGAGCAAAACGUCUGUCAACAAUUUCACCACAUACAUUUCUAAACUUGGUAAGAUUCACAAUCCAACAAUCCACCCCGGCCUCCUGUCACUUUAUGCAUUCGGAUCUGUUUGUAGGUUCACAGAAAUAACAGAAAGCCAUCAAAUCUUUCCAGCCUGUUCCGUGAUUGAAGGCAAUCACCUGUACCUCAAGUCCAUUCCCGCCUCUGACCUCACUCCCCUAAAAAUCCACUAUAUUUGCAUAAACUCCAGUUGAUUGCCAGCAGCCGCAGGUUUUGGUGGGAGAACAUUCAGAUUCCCUCUGCUUUUAGCCUAAGGAACUGGUUCCUGAUUUUAAUUCCUGGCUGUAAUUUUAAAGUCUUACCCCAUUUUCUCGCGAUCCCCAGCAAAAAACAUACUGUCUCUGUAUCUAUUCUCGCUACAAAUCCUUUCUGAAUUGAACUGCAAUUUGGCCAACCCUCAAACUUCCUAAUUUAUGCAAAAGCAAAACGGUUAUUUCUUCUUGAUACUAUUUAGAGGUUUUGUUUGUGACUUAUCAAAAAUGUUUAAUUCAUCAAGUGCAUUUAACUCUGGUACAAAAAGGAAAUGCUAAAAUCACUCAACAAGUCCGGCAGCAUCUGUGAAGAGAGUGGGUGAGUUAAUGGUUCACUAUUGAUCUCUAUACUACCCAUCCAGCCCCCAACACAAACUUUGGUGCCUUGGUCUAACCCAAAUGAUAUCCAGCAACUCUCCAACAUUUUAUGAACUCUGGAUAUAUAAAAAAAUUAAAAGCCACUCGAUGUAGUGACAUUAAGCUAUUUAUUGGAUAGCUCGUUCAAAGAGCCAGCAUGGAUAUGGUGGGUCAAAUGGUCACUUUCUGCUCUGUAGGAUUCUAUGAUUCAUUUUACAGACUGCAAAGUCCUGGUUUCUCAAGGAUGACUUGUGCACCACUGAUUUGAGCUAUUCACACCAUAAGUGUCUGCAGUACCUCUGGUGCAAGAGCAACAGAUUAAUUCAUUCAGUCUAGUCCACCGAAAAUAUAACCUUUAUUAACAGGGAUCUUGAAUACAUUUGAUUAUGUUUUCUAAACACAUUUUACACUACAUCACUCCAGAAAAGCCAUUGCUACUUGAUCAGGAUUGCACCAUUAGUAUGCUGUUUUGUUCUGAAUUCGUGCUUAUAGAUCGCUGUCCUUUGUUAGGACAAAUAUACAAAUUAAUGUUAUCUGAAACUUGCAGUAUGUACAUUUGUUUUUAGAGAUAAAACAAACUGUUCUUAAAAUGUACACCAAUGACUAUGCUGUACCUUCUCCAUUGUCUUUACCUAAUCAAAUGUCAAAUAUCGCAUUUGUGGAUUGAAUUCAUUCAAACAGCACAAUGACAGAAAGAUGACAUUUGCAGCAAGAAAAAUCUGUCAAAUCUUUAUUAUGUCACCCCAUUCUAGUCAUGCAUUCUCCAAGCAGUUUUGAUUUUCUUAUGGCCUCUUGGGUGACACAUUAGCUAUAACCAGCAACAAUAAUGUGAGGGCUUUGAGGACAUUGGGUGAGUUUUGCAUUACUUCUUUAAUAGAGCAACUUGCAUCUCAACAUUUGGAAUUCUAAAAGAAGAGUGACACAAUAAUAUUUAAAAACAAAAUUUUAUGCAAAAUCUAAAAAAAAUUCACAAUAUUUUUGUUAUUUUAAUAAAACUUGUUUCCUGACUCUCCUCCAUUUCCUGUUUUACCUCCACAUUUCCUUGUCCUUUUGUUUCUUACCCAUGACUUCCAGCUAGUAUUCUAAGAGUUGAUCAUUUUGCAGAUACCUCAGCUCCAAGCUCAGCCUCCCAAAUUUGACAGGACCUGCUCAUUUUCAAUUCACAUCUGCUUUUCUGCCUCAGUUCUAUGCCUGCUCCACCAGAGAAGCUGCAACUGGACACUUGUCCAGCACCCCCUGCGUGGAAUUCAUAUAUUUCUUAAGAAAACUGUUUGAGGAAUGAAACAGAUUUAAACUUGUUUGUGAUUUCUACUCUUUGUGUCCUGUACCAUGGCAGUGCAUUGGCAGAUUAAUUACACAGAGUCUUUCUAAUUACACUGAAACUGCAACUUGUGCCAGCUAUGAAAAAUUAUUAACUCCACCAAUUACAUUGUAUAAGUAUUAAUUGUAUAUUGACUUAUUUAGUGUAAGUAUUUAAUGCCUUAUUCAAAUGUAUCAUGUUUAUUCUACUGAUAUGUUCAAUAGUUUAACAAAAACAACAAUUGGUUUAAAAUAAAGUGCUCUUUCAAUGGUAUUCAAAUUGCUUGCAAAAUAUAAGUGUCUUAAUUUCAAUAGCCUUAAAUUCAAAACAAUGCUGCCUUACUCCAUAGUCAAUAGACAAUAAUUAGAUUUCAUUUGGAGUUCUAUAUUUAAUUCCCCUGCACUACAAUCAGGCCAGUAUUUUCCCACUUAAAUCCUUCAGGCAAAAUUAUUAAUAAUAUAGGACUUGCUUUUUUGACCUCAGAAUAUCUCAAGCAUUUUACAACCAAGGAAACAUAUUUAAACUGCAAUUAGUUUAUUAUGCACACAGUAAGAUCCCACAAACAACAAUAUUAUAAUUCCCCUGUUCUUCUUCCAAUAUUAGCAUAUCUUCCUAUGAGACAGCAGAUCUGGCCUUGGCCUAAUGCUUCUUCUAAAGGCAACAUCACAGAAUUGAACUGGGAGUAAAUGAUAUGCUCAAGUUUCUGGAGUGAGGCUUGAACCCAUGACUUUCUGAUUCAGAGGCCAAACUGUUAACAACUGAACAUAGCUAUUAUAUUCAUUUAUCUGCCAAUGACUAGA
Molecule: messenger RNA, 4236 nt
Organism: Chiloscyllium plagiosum (whitespotted bambooshark)
Lineage: Eukaryota; Metazoa; Chordata; Chondrichthyes; Orectolobiformes; Hemiscylliidae
Gene: tmem74
Product: transmembrane protein 74
Source: RefSeq, a predicted model, not a curated record